AUGGAAUCUUGGGUGAGGGUUCAGCCUAAUCAAAAUCUACCAAUUAAUGAAGUCGGUUCAACUGCAACGGUUGCACCUGAAUCAGUUAAUGCACAACCUUCAAAGAAAAGGAAAUCUAGUGCAAGUGGUUCUAGACAAUUAUCUGCUUGCUGGGAACAUUUUAUUAGGUUACCCGAUGACUUAGUCGAUGCUCCCACUGCAGCUUGCAAACACUGCCACAAAAAAUACUUGUGUGACCCUAGGACUCACGGCACCACCAACUUGAACCAUCAUAUUAAAAAAUGUCCUAAGAUGCCCCUUGCUGUGUCAACUGACCCCACACAAACUAUUCUAACAUACCCAACUGUAGAUGGUGACCUGGUUCAAGUUAGCUUUAGAUUUGACAAGAAAGCUUGCAGGAGUGCUUUGUCAAUUUUUGUAGUGCUAGAUGAGCAGCCAUUUAGUGCAGUGGAACGUGAAGGGUUUAAAUUUUAUUCUAAAGUAAUGCAGCCCCAAUUUUCCAUCCCAUCUAGGCGUACAGUAGCUAGGGACUGUUUUCAGCUACACUUGGAUGAAAAAGAAAAAUUAAAGGCCUUUUUUAAGUCUGACUGCAAUAGGGUAGCACUUACUACUGAUUGUUGGAGUUCUUUACAAAAUCUCAACUACUUGACCCUUACGGCACACUUUGUGGAUAACGAAUGGAAGUACCAAAAAAGAAUUAUAAGCUUUGCCGUAAUCCCAGACCACAAGGGUGGCACUGUAGGUAGGAAGAUUGAAGAAGUGUUAAAGGAUUGGGGGAUUAGGAAUGUGUCAACCAUAACUGUUGAUAAUGCCACUGCAAAUGAUGUGGUUGUGACAUAUCUGAAGAAAAAAAUAGCAAAUAUGAAUGGGUUGAUGGGGGAUGGAGAAUGUUUUCAUAUGAGGUGUUCUGCUCAUAUUUUGAACUUGGUGGUAAAUGAGGGAUUGAAAGAUAAACAUUUAGCUGUAACUAGUGUUAGGGAUGCUGUUAGAUUUGUCAAGUCAUCACCUCAAAGGGGAGCCAAGUUUAAAGAAUGCAUUGGAUUUGCUGAAAUAACUUGUAAAAAGUUGGUUUGUCUCGAUGUUUCAACUCGUUGGAACGCGACAUAUUUAAUGCUAAAGGCUGCGGAGAAGUUUCAACUCGCAUUUGAAAAACUUGAGGAUGAAGACUCGAGCUACAGGGAGUUCUUUGGAAAAGUGUCUUCCAUUUAUUGUGAGUUGCAGCAAGCUACUAUGAACUUAAAUUAUAUUUUUGCAAGUGUGGGUGGGGAUAUGAUGGAAAAGUAUAAUAAGUAUUGGGGGAGUGCUGAUAAGAUGAACAAAAUGAUAUAUUUUGGUAUUAUUUUUGAUCCAAGAUACAAGUUGAGAUUUAUUGAGUGGACUUUUAAGGAUAUGUAUGGAGUUGGAUCCAAGCUUGGUAGUGACUUGCUCAAAGCUAUAAAAGAGAGUUUACAAAAGUUGUAUGAUUGGUAUAAGCAAGCUUAUGACCAAAAACUCAAUUCUGGACAGCCUCUUGGUAGUGGUGGACAAGCAUCCAAUUUCUGA
Messenger RNA from Vicia villosa (hairy vetch), 1542 nucleotides. Its product is annotated as zinc finger BED domain-containing protein RICESLEEPER 2-like. The record is from RefSeq and is a predicted model, not a curated record. Gene Ontology annotation, molecular function: DNA binding. The transcript is spliced from 3 exons. Bases 1 to 1542 code for a protein of 513 amino acids. NCBI's taxonomy places the organism in Eukaryota, Viridiplantae, Streptophyta, Magnoliopsida, Fabales, Fabaceae.